Messenger RNA from Syngnathoides biaculeatus (alligator pipefish), 1185 nucleotides. Its product is annotated as zinc-binding protein A33-like. Lineage: Eukaryota; Metazoa; Chordata; Actinopteri; Syngnathiformes; Syngnathidae. Bases 1 to 1185 code for a protein of 394 amino acids. The record is from RefSeq and is a predicted model, not a curated record. Gene Ontology annotation, molecular function: protein binding. The transcript has 5 exons.
AUGGCUUCCCCCGGGAUUCUCUUGUCAGAGGCGCUGUUCCAAUGCGCCAUCUGCGAAGAAGUGUUCUCCGAGCCCGUGUCCAUUCCCUGCGGUCACAGCUUCUGCCUCAGUUGCAUCACAUCCCGCUGGGACCAGAGCGCCGCCUCCAGCUGCCCCAGAUGCCAAACCGUCUUCGCCGCUCGGCCGGAGCCCUGCGAGAACUCUUUUGCCAGGGAAAUGUCCGAGCGCAUCAGAGCCAGGAGGAGGCAGAUGGACUCUGAGGUUCGGGAGAUGAUCCGGGACCGACUCCGGAAGGUGGCGGAGAUCAAAGACUGCGUGGAGCUCAGCAAAGAAAAGGCCAAGAUGGAAAUGGAGCGCAGCACAGAGAUCUUCUCUGCCCUGUCCCGGACGCUGGAGAAAAGCCAGGUCCAGCUGCUGGAGACCAUCCAGAGGCGGCAGGCCAGCAUGGAGCGGAGAGCCCAGGUGCUGAUGGCGGAGCUGGAGCUGGAGAUCAAGGAGCUGCGUGGGAGAAGUCGGGAGAUGGAGCAGCCGGUGCACUCCGACGACUGCCUCGAUCUCCUGCAGAGGUCUUCAGCGUCCGAGUCCCGCUGCAGCGGCCUCAUCGACUUCCAGCCGCCUGAGGUUUAUCUGGACCCCAGGACAGCCAACCCGUGGCUCGUACUGUCCGAGGACGGGCGACGUGUUCAGGACGGGGAUGUCGAGCAGGACCUACUGGACCUGCCGGAGCGCUUUGACACCGUGCCGUGCGUGCUGGCCACCGAGGGUUUCACUGCAGGGAGGCACUACUGGGAGGUGGAGGUGGGGGACAAGACCUCCUGGGAUCUGGGGGUGGCUCGGGGCUCCGUGAACCGGAAGGGCUCGGUGACGCUGAGCCCUCAAGACGGAUACUGGACCGUUUGUCUGAGGAGGGCCAAUGAGUACCGGGCCUGCGCGGCACAGGCGCAGCUCCUGCGUCUCCCCGAGAGGCCGAAGGUCAUCGGGCUAUUUUUGGACGUAGCCGACGGGACGGUGUCUUUCUACGACGCCGAGGCCAAGUCGCACAUCUAUUCCUUUACGCACGUUGACUUCACGGAGGCCAUAUUUCCCCUUUUCAACCCGGAGGUGAGCGACGGCGGAAGGAACAGCUCGCCGCUAAUCAUCCGACCGGCGGACUCAAGCGUGAGUUUAGAUACUGUCACAAUAUGA